Messenger RNA from Adineta steineri, 1107 nucleotides. The record is from the annotation of a GenBank genome assembly. Lineage: Eukaryota; Metazoa; Rotifera; Eurotatoria; Adinetida; Adinetidae.
AUGUCUACAACUGUUUCCGAUGACACUAAUACGGAUGGAGAGCAACAACAUCAUCAACAUUCAAAUCGCACUUCUUAUAUUCAUUUAUUUGCAGGGGGACUUGCUGGUACAUUUGGUGCAGUACUAACAUGUCCCUUAGAAGUAAUCAAAACGCGCUAUCAAUCAUCAAAAAAUACAUUUUUAAAAGGACAUAAUCAUCUUGAUCUAAGUUCGUCUAUGAGUAAUACUGUAGCAUAUAAUAUACGUUCUUCAGCAUCAAUAGAAUCUAAACGUCCAAGUAUUACGGCUGCGUUUCGAUAUAUUUUAAGAUAUGAAGGUAUUCCUGGACUUUUUAAAGGUUUGAUACCAAAUUUAGUUGGUGUAGCACCAUCUCGAGCAAUUUAUUUUUUUGCUUAUGCAAAUACAAAAUCAUUUCUAGUCGAAGAAUUGGAACGAGAAACGCCAUUAGUACAUGUUACAUCUGCAGCUACUGCAGGUAUUGCCAUGUCUACAUGUACUAAUCCACUAUGGUUUGUUAAAACUCGUCUUCAACUUGAUCAAGGAAAUCUUCGUGCUAUGGAUGUUAUUCGAAGUGUUUAUCGUUCCAAUGGUAUUCGAGGAUUUUAUAAAGGUAUAUCUGCAUCAUAUCUUGGUGUAUCAGAAACCAUAGUUCAUUUUGUUAUUUAUGAACAAAUAAAAGCUCAAUUACAAUUAAUGCAAUUAAAUCAAAAUCGUUCUCCUGAUGAUCCUGAUUUAUUUAAUUUUAUAUCCUAUUUAUGUGCUGCUGCAUGUUCAAAAUCAUGUGCAAGUACUCUAUGUUAUCCUCAUGAAGUUAUUCGAACACGUUUAAGAGAAGAAGGUACUAAAUAUCGUACAUUACUUCAAACAUUCAAGACAAUUGUACGAGAAGAAAGUAUGUCUGGACUUUAUCGAGGUUUAUUAACGCAUCUUAUUCGACAAAUACCAAACACAGCUAUUAUGAUGAGUACAUAUGAAAUAAUUGUUGCUUUAUUUUCGGCAGCAACACCGUCAUCAUCUACAAUUGAAGUAACAACUGUGCAAACAAAAAAAGUUUUAUUAAAUCAAGUUGAUUCAGAAGCAAAUGCCUCACAUGAAGCUGAAGUAUAA